AUCAAAAUCAAUUAUUACAAACUAUUUCUUAAUAUUCUCCUAAACAAAAAUUCUCAAGAAAAAAUGUCUUCUGGAUGUUCAUGUGGUUCCGGCUGCAAGUGUGGAGACAACUGCAGUUGUUCGAUGUAUCCCGAUAUGGAGACGAACACCACCGUCACCAUGAUCGAAGGGGUUGCGCCUCUGAAGAUGUACUCUGAGGGAUCGGAGAAGAGCUUCGGUGCUGAAGGAGGCAACGGAUGCAAGUGCGGAUCGAACUGCAAGUGCGAUCCGUGCAACUGCUGAAGAACUAACCAUGGUUAAGGCCCUCGGAAAACACGGUGCAUGUGUGUGAUGAAAAUAUUGUAGUAAAAUGUAAUAAAACAGCCAUUUUUAGCAGAUUCAGAUGUUUGUUGAAUUUGUUUAUUUGGCUAUCUGUUUAAGUGAUUGUAAACUGUGUUUAUUGUGUCAAUGAUUAUGGUUCCGGGGUUAUUUUAGU
Molecule: messenger RNA, 475 nt
Organism: Erythranthe guttata (spotted monkey flower)
Lineage: Eukaryota; Viridiplantae; Streptophyta; Magnoliopsida; Lamiales; Phrymaceae
Source: RefSeq, a predicted model, not a curated record